Messenger RNA from Spea bombifrons (plains spadefoot toad), 1188 nucleotides. It is a transcript of the gene LPAR3, whose product is annotated as lysophosphatidic acid receptor 3. The transcript is spliced from 3 exons. Gene Ontology annotation, cellular component: membrane. Gene Ontology annotation, molecular function: lysophosphatidic acid receptor activity. Lineage: Eukaryota; Metazoa; Chordata; Amphibia; Anura; Pelobatidae. The coding region runs from base 100 to 1161 and encodes 353 amino acids. Gene Ontology annotation, biological process: G protein-coupled receptor signaling pathway. The record is from RefSeq and is a predicted model, not a curated record.
GGCACGAUGCUGCCACUUGCCCCAGUGCUCAAUACCUGCAGGACAAAGGGGGGCAUCUGACUGCCAGGAGGCGCUUGUGGACGCGUGGCGCCCGUAAGGAUGAACCACUGUCAUUACGACAAACUCAUGGACUUUUUCUACAAUCAGAGUAACUCUCAGACAGAGGACGACUGGUCGGGGACCAAACUCAUCGUCGUUUUGUCUUUUGGAGCCUGUUGUUGUCUCUUCAUUUUUGUCUCCAACUUGCUGGUCAUCGCAGCCGUCAUUAAAAAUAAGCGCUUCCAUUUUCCGUUCUAUUACCUUCUCGCUAACCUGGCGGCCGCCGACUUCUUUGCCGGGAUUGCCUAUGUCUUCCUUAUGUUCCAUACGGGGCCGGUGUCCAAGACUCUAACUGUCCACAGAUGGCUGCUGCGCCAAGGUCUUCUAGACACGAGCAUGACCGCCUCUCUGUUAAAUCUGCUGGUAAUCGCUGUGGAGAGACACAUGUCCAUCGUAAGAAUGAAGAUUCACAGCAACCUGACCAAGCGGAGGGUCACCUGCCUGAUUCUGCUCAUCUGGGCAGUGGCCAUUUUUAUGGGGGCUCUUCCUGCUUUUGGCUGGAAUUGUAUCUGCAGCCUAAGGACCUGUUCCUCCUUGGCCCCCGUCUACAGCCGGAGUUAUUUAACCUUCUGGACGGUGUCCAACCUUGUGCUCUUCUCUAUUAUGUUGAUCGUUUACCUGAGAAUCUACAUGUAUGUCCAGAGGAAAACCUUGGUUCUGUCUCCACACACCACUGGCUCCAUAAGCCGGAGAAGGACGCCCAUCAAACUAAUGAAGACAGUCAUGACGGUGCUAGGUGCGUUCGUCAUUUGCUGGACGCCAGGAAUGGUAGUUUUGCUUCUCGACGGCCUAAACUGCACUAAAUGUGGUGUUCAGCAAGUAAAAAGAUGGUUCCUUCUUCUUGCCCUUAUGAACUCUGUCAUAAACCCCAUCAUUUACUCCUAUAAAGAUGAGGAAAUGUGGAGGACAUUCAAGAGGAUGAUCUGCUGCUUCCUUUAUAACAGAGGAAUGCGACGUUCCUCCCGCGUGCCUUCAACAGUCCACAGCACAAAAAGCAAUGACACCACCUGUCAGUAUCUGGAGGAGCUCGGUAGCCAGUUACCGGUGACCAAUGGCGUGUGAACACAGUGACCAAUGGCGUGUGGACCC